Messenger RNA from Brassicogethes aeneus, 1230 nucleotides. NCBI's taxonomy places the organism in Eukaryota, Metazoa, Arthropoda, Insecta, Coleoptera, Nitidulidae. The record is from the annotation of a GenBank genome assembly.
AUGAGCGAUACCGACAACAGCCAGUCAGAAAGCUCAGUAGAAGAGGCUACAAAGAAAAGAAAAAGAGGUGUUAGAAAUGACGAAAAUUACCAAAGGAAUGUUAUUAAGAAGUCCAGAGUACAGGGAAAGGCUUACGUUAAUUACAAGGGAAAUGCUGUAGCAGCAAGACAGCUUGGAGAUGGAUGUCGUUGCCCAAUGAAAUACUUUGAAAAAUUGAACGAUGAUAAGAAAAUUGAACUUCUUAAUCGGUUUCAUUCGCUUAACUCUAAAGAUGAUCAGGACAUAUAUUUGCAAGGCCUUUUAGAAGUAGUUGAUGUUAAAAGAAGAUCUAAACUUCAAAAUCCAGAGAACGCAAAUGAAAAAACUUGUUCCUUUCAUCAUUAUGUGCCCAUUGAUGGCAAGCGAAGAAAGGUGUGUCAAAAGGCAUUUCUUAGUUUGUUCAGUGUUGAAGAGAACAACAUGCUAAUUCGUCAGCAUAUUGAGUCCUUUCCUGUUAAGGAAACUCACUACAGCAAUAAAACCUACCUAUACCUUGAUGCUAAACUUAAUAUGAAAAUUAUGUUUGAUAUGUUCAAAGUAAAAUAUCCAACAACCAAAAUUCGAUAUUCUUACUUUGUGAAGUAUUUUCAUGAGCACUUUGAUCUUCAUUUUGGCCGUCCACAAGUUGACACUUGUUGCAAGUGUGAAGAACUUGAUCUUAAAAUAAAAAGUCCUUCGCUUGGAGAUGCAUCUAAAAGAGCAGCAGCUGCCGAACUAGCGGUUCAUAAACGAAGAGCAAAAAAGUUUUAUUGGUCACUAAAGCAAUCUACUGAUGAGUGCAAGAUUCGUGACGACUUGGCAGUAAUAACUUUUGACUACAUGCAAAAUUUACACUUACCUGAAGUUCCAGUCCAAGACUUAUUUUAUUUAACACAGCUAACAGUCAAUAUUUUUGGUAUACACAACUGUAAGACAGACAAGGCAUUCUUUUAUGUUUACCAUGAAGGUAUUACCAGUAAGGGACCCAACGAUGUAUGCUCGUUUCUGUGGGAUUACAUUCAACGAGAAAUUCCAGAAAAUGUCCAAGAAUUACGUCUUUAUAGUGAUAAUUGUCCCGGACAAAACAAAAAUCAUACCAUGGUACGUAUGUGUGCAGCAUUAGAUUCAAAAAAGUUGAACAAUUUUUUCCUAUCAGAGGGCAUUCCUUCUUGCCUAAUGACCGAGAUUUUGGUGUCAUCAAACGGCGUUUGA